GGUAGUGCCACAGGAUGAGGGAUCAGAAAGAGACACCUUGACUUGAGUUGAAAAAAAAAAAGUUGCCAAGAUGAGUGCUCUUCCCCAAAACAACCUGGAAGAGCAACUUGCACGUUACAGACAAACCAACACUGGGACCAGCAAGACAGGCCAGGUCACCAAGGGGUCAUUCAACUUUAAGAAGACUUCUACAAGCAGUGUUAGGACAACUCGCCCUCAGAAUUCCAGCAGUGCACCCAAACAAGGCUUCACUGUAACCAAAGAACCAAGGAAGCCUCUAUCUCCUGUCAAAAAUAACAGCAAUAUUCCAAACAAAGUACAAAACAAUACUGUGCAUGAAAGUACUUGGAAACAACCUGCCAAAUUGUCCUCCCAUACCUCGAUAGAGUCAAACUCUUUGACAACUAGUGUCGAUGCGCUCAACCAAAAUGGCGGCAGGACUAGAAGCAAGCUUUCACGCGGCAACAACAAGUCUUCGCAGCAGCUUCGUAUCAACAAGUUCUUUGAAAAACCCAAACCCGUUGUUGCACCCAUUUUCACAACAAAGAAGUCACAGGCUUUGAUUCCAAGUACAUGCACAAGAGUGCAGAAUUCUAACAGCAGGUCUAGUAACAGUACUACAGCAGGACAGAGUGGAGGUGCAGGGAAGGAGUUUGAGAUGUCAAGCUGUUUCGACUCGCCACAGAUGGGCUUGAGGAACACCAGUACACCGAGGCACACCCCAGUGGCCUGUGUAAGACCAGUCGCUGCUGCAUCUUUCACAGGUGAUGAUUCCAUCAGCAUGCCUGCAGAGCGGCGGUGGGAGAGGUACUUUGGAAACUCUCCUCCAAUGGACGACCUUGACGAUUUUGAACCAUCCACAGAUUUCAACCUCCCAACUCCAAGAAAGACCACAGUUUCACCAGUCCAUGAUAAGACAUCCAGCAAUAGCCACAACAAUACUAAGCAGCCAAAGGUCCAGCAAGCUGUUGCUGCAAAGUUUGGUUCUGACUCAGUGAUAGACUUGACUGACAGUAUAGACUGCAAACAGGCACAGAAGUGGAAGGAUACAGACACACCAGGAGGUGAUGAGGCCAAGACAUCAGUAGAAGACAAUGACAAACAGAUAGAUUGGGCAACGGAUGAAGUCUCCAGCAGCCAAAACGACAUGUUUGGAUCCAGUCAACAAGACGACUCCAUAGCCAUGAUGUUAGACGCUGUACCCAGCUCACCACCUGUUCAAACAGGCACGGAACAGCAGAGGACAGCACAGGCUGUCAGUGGCAGAGACAGCAGCCGUGCUGUCAAACAGCCUGAAGGACAGAGAAGUCGCGGGACAGCGCAUGCUGGUUUUGACCUUGCUGCUGUUUCCGACUAUCCUUUGCUGUAUACUGAAGCUAAGGAGCUUGCGUCGUCCCAGUUACACCAGGGUCUACAUGACCUGUUGUGUUACCGACUGUCUGUGAUGGACCAGAUGUGCAGGGUGUUCGACAGACUUCCUCUGUCUGUACUGACUUCACUUCCAGCUGCUGACAUGACAGCCAUCACACAGUGUAGCAGUCUCAGGAAGCAGCUAACAGCCAAGAGUAAAGAAAUGGAAACAGUCCUGAAAGAUCGUGGAGAGAAAAUACCAGACUACCUCACCACAUCUACUCUGUUCUCUCCUCCAACAAACAGUAAAGCUUCUUUUGUAGAAAAUAGAAACAAGACUCCUAAUAUCAACAACAGUACAAGAAGUGCAACAACUGCAAAUAAUGGUGACCCCCAAACUUUGAACUCUGGAGAGGAAAGUAUCGCAUCUUGA
This is a messenger RNA of Branchiostoma belcheri (Belcher's lancelet), 1783 nucleotides long. RefSeq lists its product as uncharacterized. The transcript has 9 exons. The record is from RefSeq and is a predicted model, not a curated record. Bases 71 to 1783 code for a protein of 570 amino acids. NCBI's taxonomy places the organism in Eukaryota, Metazoa, Chordata, Leptocardii, Amphioxiformes, Branchiostomatidae.